GCGGGUGAGAGAGGGGAAGGACAGAUUGAGAUGCCUGUUUUGCUGUUGUUGCAUCUGAAUGGAGCGUAAAGUUAGGUGCGUUUGAAUUGGAGGGAGGGGGUGAGGAGGAGGAAGAGGAGAAAGGGGAGGAGGGAUGUGUGUCGGCUGCAGGAUUCCAUCACUCUUAGCAACCGUUGUUGAGUUACCAGGGAAACACUCUGCGAUGCUCGCUGCUUCUCCUUUGUUUCUCUCUCUCUCUCUGACUCUCUCUUCUCUCUCGCUGACUCUCUCUCUCUCUCUCUCUCUCCUCUCUCUCUCCUCUCUCUCUCUCUCCUCUCUCUCUCUCCAUCCUGUCUUCCCGGCGAUGCUCUGGGAUCAUUUUGCAGCUGAUCGCUGAUUGUUUACGUGUUGGUGUUUGAGACCGCCAGUCUGCUCCUGCUGCUGUUCAACUCUUUACAAAAAAAAAAGAAAAACCCACACUUUGUCUGUGAACCUUUAUCUCCUCGGCUUCUCUAACGCAUCAGAGAUCAUCAUUUUGGGUUGGCCUGGGCCGACAGGUGACAUCAUACGAAGUUGGAUGUUCCGUCAAAGCCAAACGCUCUCGGCUGCGAUCGGCGGCGUCGAUGUUUUCACAACUCAGUCACAACUCUGAGAGACGUCGGGACGCUUCGCAGAGACUGAACUCUGCUCCGUGAAGCACUUAGAGAAACUCUCAAGAAAAGAAGACAACCUACAACAACUUCACCUCCUUCUCCUCUCUUCACCACGCAGAGAUGAACGAGGAGGCGGAGGAGACGCAGCUGCCCGGGGAAGGGCUGGAGGCUGAGGAGCAGGGAGAGGAGAAAGAGGAAGGAGAGCAGAAAGAGGAAGAGGAGAAACAAGAAGGAGAGCAGGAAGAGGAAGAGGAGAAACAGGAGGGAGAGCAGGAAGAGGAAGAGGAGAAACAGGAGGGAGAGCAGGAAAAGGAAGAGGAGAAACAGGAGCAAGAGCAGGAAGAGGAGAAAGAAGAGGAACAGGAGAAACAGGAGCAAGAGCAGGAAGAGGAAGAGGAGAAACAGGAGCAAGAGCAGGAAGAGGAAGAGGAGAAACAGGAGCAAGAGCAGGAAGAGGAAGAGGAGAAAGAGGGAGAGGAGAAACAGGAGAUACUGAAGGAAGAGAAAGAGGAGAAGGUGCAGCUACCGGCGGGAGAGCAGGAAGAGAAGAUGCCCCAUCAGGACGUGGAACAGGAGGAGGAGGAGGAGGAGUCUGAGGAGGUGCAGCAGAAAGAGGAGGAGCAACAUGAGGAAGAGGUGCAGCGCGGGGAGCAGCAGCAGCAGAGCGUGCAGGUGCAGCGCGGGGAACAGAUGGAGCCGGAGGAGGUACAGAGGUCUCAGACCAGGCAGAUGGAGGAGGCGCAGGACUUUGAGGAGCAGAACCACAACAACCAGGUCCUGAUCCGACUGAGAGGGAUGCAGAAAUACAAAAGUACAUCGCAGAGGCUGAAGGGGGUCCUGGAGCAGAUGGACCGGGGUGUCGUGGACCUGCAGGAACUCCGCAGGAACCUGGAGCUGGCUGCUGCCAUGUUGGACAGCGUUUACACCGACGAGACCAAGCGUCUGUUGGACACCGAGGACGAGCUCAGCGACUUGCAGGCGGAGUCAGUGCCCAGCGAAGUACGUGAUUGGCUGGCGUGCACCUUCACCAGGAAGAUGGGCGUGGCCAAGCGUCGUCCUGAGGAGAAGCCGAGAUUCAGGAGCAUCGUCCAUGCAGUGCAGGCUGGGAUAUUUGUAGAAAGGAUGUACAGACGGACGUCCAACAUGGCUGGUCUGACCUACCCUCCCACGGCUUUGACAGCUCUGAAGAAAGUGGAUCACUGGUCGUUUGAUGUUUUCUCCUUCCACAAGGCCACCGGAGACCACGCCCUCAAGUUCCUGGUCUACGACCUGCUGACCCGCUAUGACCUCAUCAACAGGUUCAGGAUCCCGGUGCAGGCUCUGGUGCAGUUUGUUGAAGCGCUGGAGAACGGCUACAGCAAACACAGGAACCCCUACCACAACCUGAUCCACGCCGCCGACGUCACUCAGACCGCCCACUUCCUGAUGCUGCACACGGGACUCAUGCACUGGCUCAGCGAGCUGGAGAUUCUUGCCAUGGUUUUUGCUGCAGCCAUUCAUGACUUUGAGCACACGGGAACCACCAACAACUUCCACAUCCACACCAGGUCGGAGGUGACCAUUCUGUACAACGACCGGUCGGUGCUGGAGAACCAUCACGUCAGCGCUGCCUACCGGCUGAUGGCCGAGGAGGAUAUGAACAUCUUUGUCAACCUGAACAAGGACGACUGGAGGGAGCUGAGGGCUCUGGUGAUAGAGAUGGUGAUGUCCACGGACAUGUCCUGUCACUUCCAGCAGAUCAAGACCAUGAGGAACGCCCUGACGCAGACACUCAGUCUGGACAAAGUGAAGGUUUUGUCUCUGUUGCUUCACGCUGCAGACAUCAGUCAUCCGGCCAAAGCCUGGCCGCUGCACUACCGCUGGACUCACAGCCUCAUGGAGGAGUUCUUUCAACAGGGAGAUAAAGAGGUGGAACUGGGCCUCCCUUUCUCUCCUCUAUGUGACCGCAAAGCCACCAUGAUCGCCCAAUCACAGAUAGGUUUCAUCGACUUCAUCGUGGAGCCGACUUUCAGUGUUCUGAUCGACACGACGGAGAAACUGAUUGGUCCGCUGAUAGAAGAGGACAGGAAGGCCAGAGAGUCUGGAAACAGGAAGUCCAGUCUAACAGGAAGCGGUUCCGUUACCGUGGAGUCGGUGCAGAGACACAGUAGUGGGCGCUACGGUAACAGCGAUGAAGGACAGAUGGACUUUUCCCUGAUGGCCAUCGACCAGCCGGCUCUGAAGCUCCACCUGUCUGGCGUCAUCGGCAGCAACAAGGACAGAUGGAAAGAGCUGUCCGUGCACGAGCUGGCCAAUAAGGAGCAAGAAGAACAAGAGAAGGUGGAGUCUGUCAACUCAGACAUCCAAUCACAUGCCUCGCCCAGUCACAGUGCCCCUGAUGGACACACCUCUGACCAAUCACAGAACUCAGAGGCCUGCCCUCCUGAUGAAACACACAACGACAAGUCACCUGUCCACCUGAACUGGAACGGGUCGGGGCCAGCGGAGGAGAAGACGGAGGACAAUGAUGAUGAUGAUGAAGUGCCUGAAAAAGCCUGAUGGCGCUCCAUGGCGAACUUACCACUGUGUCUGACUGUGGCAGAUCACCGUGGCAACAGGAGUUGGAACGGUGCAGUGACAACGACACGGUUCAGACUCUUCUGUUCAAACGCAGCUGCUGACUCGACGGCAUCUCAGUGGCCGCCAAAAAGAA
Molecule: messenger RNA, 3324 nt
Organism: Sander lucioperca (pikeperch)
Lineage: Eukaryota; Metazoa; Chordata; Actinopteri; Perciformes; Percidae
Gene: pde1a
Product: phosphodiesterase 1A, calmodulin-dependent
Exons: 17
Coding region: 753-3170 (805 amino acids)
Biological process (GO): signal transduction
Molecular function (GO): 3',5'-cyclic-nucleotide phosphodiesterase activity
Source: RefSeq, a predicted model, not a curated record